Molecule: messenger RNA, 3312 nt
Organism: Trichoderma harzianum CBS 226.95
Lineage: Eukaryota; Fungi; Ascomycota; Sordariomycetes; Hypocreales; Hypocreaceae
Exons: 2
Coding region: 1-3312 (1103 amino acids)
Biological process (GO): lipid metabolic process; phosphatidylinositol-mediated signaling
Molecular function (GO): phosphatidylinositol-4,5-bisphosphate phospholipase C activity
Source: RefSeq, a predicted model, not a curated record
AUGCCCUCACAAUCCAACAACCCCCAGCGUCCAAGCCCUGGUCACGUUCAGACAAACUUCAACGCGCAACGUCACGCCAUGGCUCCCCAGUCCGCAGUCAGCGCGUCUUCCAGAGCCUCCAAUUCCCAGCAUGGCUCACCAAUCAUGUCUCCAGAGCCUACCAUUCUCACCUCCAAUUCCUCCAUCCAGGCCUCGCCGGAGUCUAUGCGGCCUCAGUAUGAGGACUCGGUCCCCCCAGCGUUUCAGCUCCCGGAAUCCAUCCUUGGCGAACCCAUCUCUCGAAAAACCAGCCUCAAUUCACUCGGGCAGAGCUGGACUGGAAGUCCAAGCACUACCUCCGAGGCUACCUUUAGCAGCAACAACACCACCUUGGCAAAUACUAUUUCCACCACCACAAGGCGCCAAUCCUCAGCCGCUCCCUCAAGCCGCGAAACCAGCGUCGGUCCCUGCUAUCUGCGAAUGCGUAGUGAUAGCAAUGCGACAGCUCCCGAGCAUGGCAUCAUCAACACCGAUUCCGAGUCUGAUAUGGACGAUGAUCGAGGCUCCUACAUCUCGUUGCCUUACCUUGGUGGAACCCGGGGGUCACCGACUAACAGCACGACUUGCUCUAUCAACAGCGGCUCAAACACAAUGGUUGGCCCUGUAAUUCCAUUGCAGCUACAACAGGGAACUUUGCUCAAAAAGAUCUCCAAGAAGAACCGCUCCAAAGUCGUGCUACUUAGCUAUGAUCAAGACACAAAUAAGCUUCUGUGGGAUCGCGCUCGCCCCCACAAGUUUCUUCAUGUCGAUGAGAUCAAGGAGAUUCGGACCGAGUCAGAUAUUCAGCAGUACGCUCGUGACCUUGGCAUUACAGAUGUUGACGAACGCCAGAAGCUCUUCUCCAUUUCAUAUGUCGUUCCGGACAAGUCCAAGAAAAAGUUCCUUCACCUCAUCGCAGACAAUGUCGAAAUUUACAAGAUUUGGACCACAUUCUUAUUUGACAUGCUGAAGCACCGCCAGGAGGUCAUGACUUCCUUGAUGACUUUCAAUGAGAGGGCAAUUGCCCAGUACUGGCAAUCGGAGAUGCAAAAGCACAAUUCCGAAGACCAGGAAGAGCUUGAUAUCAAUGGCGUUAAGCGAGUGUGCCAGAACUUACACAUCUACAGCUCUCAGGCGACUGUCCAGUCCAAUUUCCGACUCGCUGAUGCUCGGCGGAUUGAGAAGCUCAACUUCUCCGAAUUCCUUGAAUUCGUCCGCCUCAUGAGGCAGAGACAGGAUGUUCACCAACUCAUGCAGAGUGUAGCAGCGAAGCCUGAAGAUGGACUCACCUUGAACGAAUUCCUCGACUUCCUUGAGCACGUUCAAAAGGAGGACGUGACGAACCGGGCCGCCUGGGAGAGUAUCUUUAGAUACUAUAUCCGCAAGCACAGAAACGACGAUGCAGGUACUGAAGUCAAGCCUGAAGAACUCAGCUACAUGUCGGAGACCGCAUUCAUUGGAUUCCUGAGCUCUCGGCAAAAUCUCCCAACUAUCGAUGAACAGCAAGAAUUCACACUUGAUCGACCCAUGAACGAGUACUUCAUCUCCAGCUCACACAACACUUACCUCCUUGGAAGGCAAGUCGCGGGCCAAUCUAGCAUCGAAGGAUACAUCGCUGCUCUUGUGAGAGGCUGCCGCUGCGUCGAGGUCGACUGCUGGGAUGGUGCCGACGGCAACCCCUUGGUGGUCCACGGUCGCACGCUCACUAGCGCCAUUAGCUUCGAGGAGGUCAUGGUCACCAUCAGUAAAUAUGCGUUUGUCAAGUCCAAGUUUCCACUCUGGAUUUCCCUGGAGGUCCACUGCAACCCUGAACAGCAAGCUAUUAUGGCCAAGAUCAUCACGGAUACGUUUGGCGAACGACUUGUUACGGAGCCAUUAGACCCAGAGGCGUCCAAGCUGCCUUCCCCUUCGGAGUUGAUGGAGCGCAUCCUCAUCAAGGUCAAGCAACCGCGGAUGGUCAAGGAAGAACCCAUGAGCGGCGAUAUCUUGAGUACCAGGAAACGCGGAAGCAGCCUCAGUGCCGCAUUCGGAAGGCCGUCCAGCGAUGGCAGCAGCAUUUCCACGUCUCAAUCGCUUCCCCAAAGCCCCAUGCUUAUUCCAAGCAAUUCUGCUCGCAAGCUUAGCGGCAAAGGCCGGGUGAACACCAUCGCCGAAGGCGAGGUGCAAGUGCGCCAGGCAAGCAAUAGCGACUCAGACAGUGGAAGCGACCUUGGCUCGUUCAAGGGAUCCAACAACAUUGUUCCAGUACUGGGCAAGCUGGGAGUGUACUGUGCCGGCCUGAAAUUCUCCGGCUUCGAUGCCCCAGCGGCUAAGAAGUUCAACCACAUCUUCUCCUUUAUGGAGACCAGCUUUGCCAAGAAUUCUCGCACCAAGGAGGAGAAGAUGCAGCUGAACCUUCACAACAUGCGAUAUCUUAUGCGCGUGUACCCAGACGGCUCACGAUUGAACUCUAGCAACUUCGACCCGCUUUCGUACUGGCGCCGCGGUGUUCAGAUGGCCGCUUUGAACUGGCAAACCUUUGACAUGGGCAUGCAGGUUAACCGAGCCAUGUUUGAGGGCGGCACAGAUUCAUCUGGAUAUGUCCUGAAACCCCAAGAGCUUCGCGACAUUCAAGUUCUUCCAUACGACGAAGCCGUCAACGAAGCUCUUGCCCAGGGCAAAAAGGAACGGUCUGUUGUGUCCUUUAGCAUUGACGUUAUCUCUGCCCAACAGCUGAUGCGGCCUGCCAACCUGGCUGCAAACAAGUCGAUGGAUUUUUACGUCGACGUCGACGUCUUUCACGCAAACGACAAGCGCAACAAGAAGGACAAGGAUUUCGAGCUGAGCCAUGAGCCUGACUCGCCUCUGCUACGCCACACGGAAGUAAUUCGUGAGAAUGGUUUCAACCCUAUGUUUAGCAACGGCCAUUUCCGCUUCAAGGUUACGACCAAACACCCAGAGCUGAUCUUUGUUCGUUGGUCCGUCAGGCUAGCUAGCGACGGCGAAAACCACAGCAACAGCACCAAGGAGAAGCCCGCGAUGGCUAGCUACACUGCCAAGCUUACCAAUCUCAAGCGCGGAUAUCGCACACUACCCCUUCUCAACCACGCUGGAGAGCAAUACUUAUUCUCCCGCCUCUUCUGCAAAAUUGAAGUUGACGAUAUUGAAAAGAAGUUUAUCGACGUCCCCCGUGCCGCUCUAGACGGAGGCAGCAAGCUCAAUCUCCUGAACAUACUUGGGCGAAACAGCAACUCAAGCCCCCGGAGCACUAUAGAGAAAAGCAGUAUAGAGAAGCGCAGCUUUGAGAGCAACUGA